Molecule: messenger RNA, 1034 nt
Organism: Cuscuta campestris
Lineage: Eukaryota; Viridiplantae; Streptophyta; Magnoliopsida; Solanales; Convolvulaceae
Source: the annotation of a GenBank genome assembly
CCUUCCCCGAUCGAGACACGCCGCCACUAGACCUUCCUUCUCCAACAAACUCCUAUCACCGUCCCCCGCCACCACGACAUCGCCGACGGCCCCCUUUGCAUCUGCGACCAACGAUGACGCAAGCAACACGGACAGAGGCAACGAAUUGGAUGAGGGCAGCAGCCUCCGGCGACUCCCUCUGUUCCGGCGAAGUCCAGCAGCGACGGGGAAGGGCGAUGUCGCGAGGCCAGUCGACGGCAACAAUUGGUCAGCGGCGGGCGACCUCCAUCUUUGGCGGAGAAUUUCCGAUCAGACACAGGGGUGGUGGUGGUGAUCUCCACCGGCGACGAGGGUAGCAGCGGCGAGAGGGGGGGAGGAGUGGCCUCCAUCUUUUCCGGCGAAACAGUGGGGAGUCCAGCGAGACUCCUCUGCUCCGGCAAAAAUAGCAGCGACGGCGUCUAGACGGCAGGCCGGCGACGGCGUCUGGGCAGCGACUCCGGCGAUUCUGCUAUGGUGGUGACCGGGUGUUGGCCGUGAACUGAACCAGCGGGGCCGACGAACCCCGAGUAUCGUUUUGAGUAUAAUUUCCAUGCUUUCAAGCCCUAAUGAUGAGUCCCCUGCCAAUGUGGAAGCUGCUACAAACGAGCAGAGAUGUUUUAAUCCGGGCAGCAACGCGCUUGGCUUCGGGCAGCAGGCGGGGUUACUUCGACGAUGGAAUUUGAAAAUGUUCUUUUGAAUUGAAUCGAUGAAUCGAGUGCCAGGAGCAGAGAGGUGCUGUCAAUGGGAUUUCAAUGCCUGCAAUGUCUCUUUUCAAAACAAUUGGCCCAGCAGUUAGGGGAUCCAUAUUAUCAUGGUCACAACGGCGUCAAGAAUUGAAGGUCUAGAUUCCCCUGAUUCAAUGUUCGAUGUUAUUGAGGAGACAAAUAAUUAAAUUAGGCGUGGUCAAUGGACAAUUACAAUGUGCUUUUUUAAAUUAUGUAAAUAUUAAAUUAUUGGAUGCUAAGAUUUUGGAUUGUAUGUAUUUAGAUAUUAUUCAAUAUAUUGUACAUUUUGGA